AUGAAAUUACUUCUAGUGCUGUCCGCAAUUGUAGCCGUUGUUUGGGCUACGCCACAAUAUGGUGGCGGAAAUGCCAAUGCCGACGCUAACGCUGGUGCCAGAGCAUUCGGUGGACUUGGAGCAGGAGGAUUUGGUGGACCUGGUGCAGGAGGAUUUGGUGGACCUGGUGCAGGAGGAUUUGGAGGACCUGGUGCAGGAGGAUUUGGUGGACAAAACUUCGGCGGCGGCGGCGGUGGCGGCGGCCUUGGCGGAAAUCAAGGUGGUUUCGGUAGAAAUCAAGGAGGUAACGCCAAUGCCAUUGCCAGUGCAAAUGCAAACGCCGAUGGAUUCGGCGGUUCGGCAAAUGCCGUGGCUGAUGCGAGUGCGACCGCGGGUGGAUUUGGUUUCCGCAAAUAG
Messenger RNA from Anastrepha ludens (Mexican fruit fly), 396 nucleotides. RefSeq lists its product as uncharacterized. Lineage: Eukaryota; Metazoa; Arthropoda; Insecta; Diptera; Tephritidae. The transcript has a single exon. Bases 1 to 396 code for a protein of 131 amino acids. The record is from RefSeq and is a predicted model, not a curated record.